This is a messenger RNA of Aspergillus novofumigatus IBT 16806, 4188 nucleotides long. RefSeq names its product NACHT and TPR domain protein. The transcript is spliced from 3 exons. Gene Ontology annotation, molecular function: protein binding. NCBI's taxonomy places the organism in Eukaryota, Fungi, Ascomycota, Eurotiomycetes, Eurotiales, Aspergillaceae. The record is from RefSeq and is a predicted model, not a curated record. Bases 1 to 4188 code for a protein of 1395 amino acids.
AUGGGCGCUCUCAUGGACCAGUUCCCUGCCAUCUAUGAGAAGGCGAUCCAAAAGUACCGCGAAAUCACAGAGGAGACUCUCGAGGUCGACUUCCUCUCCAAGAUUCGCAAUGUUGAGGAUCUCAUGAAAGAAAUCGAUGAGAGGAAUAGGGCCUUUCGCGAGUUCCGUGAAAAGCGAGGUGUUAUGUUCGAUGCUCUCGAGUCAGCCAUGAUCCCCGUGCAACUGUUCGGCAUCCUCGCGGCUGGGGGCGCUUCGAUGAUCAUUCCCCCAGCAGGGGUAUCGGCCUCGUAUGAGGCGAUUCAGGAUCUGAUGCAGAUGCUGCAGGACUACACGAUCCGGCUAAGAGCAUAUACACAAGAAGCCAUCUCCGAAGCCCUGAGCGACAAACUCAGCGAUAUCAUCGUUACGCUUAUUGAGAUCUUUGCGCUGUCAUCGAAGACCAUCCGGCGUGGCCGACUACUUAAGUUCACACGGAAUUUCUUCCUCGGUAACGACGACGCCAUCCUAGCGGCGAUGGAGAGGCUUGACAAGCUCACCCGGGUUGAAGCUAACUUAGUUGGAGCUGAGACCUUGACUGAGUCGAAGAGAACUGGCCGUGUAGUUGAUGGUAUUUCUGUGUCCGUUAACACCAUCAGCGCGACUGUCCUGGAGACCGGGAUGACAGUGAACCAGAUGGGCGCGCAGGUACAGGAAGUGCAAGAGCUGCUAGGGAAGCUGAUCGUUUCCGGGAAUGAGCAAAAGCAGGGGGCCGCUGUGGAUCAAGAGGCCCUGCAGGGACUCGUCAACCGGGUCCUCAGGCCAUCCAUGAUCGAUUCAGCCCGGGAAUGGUUCGACAAGAUCCACAAGGCCCAUGUACCGGGCACAGGAGACUGGGUCCGCAGGGAAGAUGUUUUCCAAUCCUGGAUUAAUAAGGAAACACCGAUCAUGUUUGUGUCUGGGAAUCCGGGUGCGGGGAAGUCAUUUCUAGCGACAAAUAUGAUCAGUUUCCUUCGUGAGCAGUUUCCUUCAGGCUCUCAGAGUAGGUCGCUGGUUUCUAUCGGAUACUUCUUCUUCAAAGGGGACAAUCCCCAGACAAGGUCCGUUCAUCAGGCUUUGCGAGACCUGGCCUUUCAGAUCUGCAAGAGUGACCCAGUAUACCUGAAGUAUCUCGGGACCAUCGAGGAAUAUGAACGGAUCAGCACCCUCGAGAGUGCGUGGCAUCUCCUAUUCGUUGAAUAUUUUCUUAGCAAGCCCAAUAUUGACAGCAAGAGCACCGCAUAUAUCCUGCUGGAUGCAUUGGAUGAAAACCCGGAUGAAGAGCGGAGGAUCUUCCUCGGCCUGGCAAGGGACUUGUAUAGCAAUAAGUCGCGCUUGCAGCUAGCCAUUGUUGGCCGACCUUAUAUUAGUGACCAACUGCUCGAAGGCCUGGAGGUUAAGGUCCCAACCCUUCAUGUCACCAAGCAGAAGAAUUCGGGCGAUAUCUGCGAGUAUAUCCACGCCAGCAUCAAAAAGUCUCCGGUUCUGCGAAGGGUGUCGGCUAACUUGCGGGAUGAGAUCAUUGAUAGGCUAACAGUUGGGGCGGAAGGCAUGUUCCUUUGGGUAAAUCUUAUACUGCAGGAGUUAGUUAAGAAGCGGAAUGAGACUAGUAUGCGGAAAGCGCUGAAGCAGGCUCCCCGGGGCCUGAAGCAGAUGCUCCAACACGUGCUAGCCAGUCUCUCUGAAAGCUCCGAUGAGGAGGAGCUCGAGUAUCUCAAUGAAUCGUUGCUCUGGGUCACCUACGCGGAUCAGCCAUGGAGCCUGGCAGACAUAGAGGCGAUCCUCAGACUGAAAUCACCUGAAGGGGAUGGCAUGAUUGACCUUGAAGGGGCCCUACGGCGCCAGUGGGCGUCAUUCUUCACCUUACACCGAGAAGAUGGGCUGACGACGGCCGAGCUAGAGAAUGGACCACUCAACCUAAACGCGCUCGACUGGUCCGCCGACGAGGAGACACAAGGUGCCGAUGCUGUGACUUCUGGGGACAUGGAUUUCUUCAUGCACUUCAGCUCAAAAAAGGAUACAACUACCGUCACCUUCUGCCAUGCAUCCAUUGGCGACUUCUUCCGGGAGGAGUCGGAGGGCAAGGUGUCGGCUAAGGAGGGCCACAUUGCCGUUGGGGUGAAUUGCCAUGAAGCCAAAGUUCAUAUCCUAAAGACUUACUUAAGACUGAUUACCGAUCCUGAAUUUGCGACAAAGGCCAAUGACUCGGGGCACCUGCUUCGAUAUGCUGCGCGGAACUGGGGCCAUCACCUGCUCACCAUUUCCCCGUCCGAGUGCUCAUUGGAGGAUAAAAGAGAGAUCGCGAAGAAGCUGUUGACAGCAUUUCGGUCGGAAGAAUCAAUGUCGAACUGGCUUGGGGAAAACAAUUGGGCUCUUCCUACGGCUACUAUCAAUGCUGUCCGACAGUGGUGGCGAGAGCAAGAUGUCCUCGAGUUUCUAUCCCCGGAAGAGAAGGAGUUUAUUUCGACGACAGAGGACGAGCCAGUCAACUCAUUUAAACCAAUGGCAAUGUUCUGCAUCAAGAGAUGGCUGUGGGAAGACCUGCCUAAUCCCGUUCCCAUGGCCUCUAUUGUAUGGCGCUAUCAGAUGCUAAUCAAGGGCGAGGAGUUCCACGAUCACGACAGAGACAUGACGGCGGAAGAGGUAGUUGAGGCUGCUGAAUUUGGUGGCUUUGAAAAGACCAGUCAGUGGUUUCGACAAUGUGCGGUCGCUCUGCGCCAAGCAGGGUACCCUGAUGAUGCCCUCCAGUAUUGCAAAAAGGCGAUGGAACUCGAUCCGGAUGAUUGGCGGACACUGCGUGAGAUAGCAGAGACAUACCAGGAGCAAGAUGACUGGCAGAAAUCUAUUGAGCUCUGGGAAAGGACUCGACUAAGUUUGUCGAAGAUGAUUGCGGAGUCGCCAGAGGACAGGUCAUUAAACGCACAUCUCCAUAAGUGCCUGGAACGUAUGGGUGAGAUCUAUGGGGAUCUGGGGGAUGGGGAGAAACGGUUCGAGGCGUUUCAAGAGGCAUAUCGGUACGCGCCCUCUUGCUGGACAUGUAUCUACGCGCUUCUGCAACACUACAACGACAACCACGCUCACGAAGCGACCAUGGACUUGCUGAAGAAGUUAGCCGAUACUCCAGCACCUGAAGGAGAUUUCUCAGAGUUGACUCGAUUCCUACUGAUCAACGUGUUUGAUGUAGACGUCAAGUCAAGGCUCGCUGCCGAUGCCGCAUUGGCUACCAAUGACCUUGACUUCGUGUUGGAGAGCUUGCAAACGGCGGCCCGGGCGGCUCGAAAGGGGUCGAGGACGUUGAUUGCCGCGGAGGUGGAUAUGGCCGUCGCUCGAAUCUAUAACGAGGUUCUUCGGGACCAAGGAAAGGCAAUCAGAUGUUGGGAGAAAAUCAUGGAUACAUAUUCCUCCUCCUCCUCCGGCGGCACAUUGAUCGGGACUAUCAGACAGCUCGCCUCCUCUAACCUGGCUCAGGAGUUUCUCUAUAACGCACUCGAGGCCGGAGUUGGGACUCCAGAGGCGGAAGAAUCUGUGGCCAAACUUGAGAAGCUCGCGCAGCAAAGCCAGUCCUUCCUCUCUGGGAGUGUCGCCUUCGCGCCAGCUAUCUACUCGGGCCUCUACUGCCGCCUCGGAGGGCAAGAGGAGCGGGCGCGGGCUCUCUUCCGACCUUGCGUGCAACGGAGCACUCGAAGCCUCAGCGAUGACUACGGCGCGGACGACGAGUCGAACCUUUCUGACCUGCAAUAUACUCUGAUGAGGGCGGGCGACUUGAAAAAUGCAGUUGCAAUCGCCCACAGGUUGGAACAGAACAACAGCGACCCCUGGUAUAUAUGUUGCGGCUCAUGCCAUCGGAGAGCGCCUACGCGGGAUGGGUUUUCCAUGUGCCCCAUUUGCUUGGAGAAGGGGAAGUUUUGUCCGGACUGCGUUAAACUGGUGGAGGGGGAGGACGCGAUGCCCAUGAAGAGAUGUAAUUCGAAGCAUGUCAAGUACUUUAUCGUCAUUCCCCCGCGAUUGAAAGAGAUCCGCAGCGGCAAGAUGCUGGUCGAUGGUGAGGAAAUGGACUUCGAGACAUGGCGGAUUCAGCUGAAGAAGGAAUGGGGUCUUGAUGCUUACACUUCUUCAGAUUCUACUACAUGCUCCCUCGAUUUCGGCAACUUUCUACUCGGCCUUGCGGCGUAG